Molecule: messenger RNA, 366 nt
Organism: Necator americanus (New World hookworm)
Lineage: Eukaryota; Metazoa; Nematoda; Chromadorea; Rhabditida; Ancylostomatidae
Exons: 4
Coding region: 1-366 (121 amino acids)
Source: RefSeq, a predicted model, not a curated record
AUGUUCCUUUACCUGCUCACCAUCCUUCUUGUUCUCAACGCUUUCACUCGGGACGCGGUUUUGGCUCAGGAAUGUCGCGACAGAAUACCGCAAAACGUUUGUGAACAAAUGAAGAAGAACGGUAAAUGCGAUGACCCGAGGAUGAGCACUAUUGCAGAGUUGCAGUGCCCAAAAACAUGUGGAAAAUUGCUCACCAAUCUUCUUGUUCUCAACGCUUUCACCCAAGACGCAGUUUUGGCUAAGGAAUGUCGCGACACAAUAUCGCCAACCGUUUGUGCAAAUAUGAAGAAGUAUGGAUGCGAUGACCCGACCUUGAAGGAUCUGGCAGAGAAUCACUGCCCAAAAUCAUGCGGAAGAUGCAAGUAG